AUGAAGAAUAGAAUAUGGAGCUGGUGGCUUGGUCUGGGGUGGAUAUCAGCCUUGAAUGAAGCGCAGGAGUUGAGAUGUAUCGACUCUACGACUUUGAGUGAGUUCUGCGAUGAAAUGUCCUGUAGAAUGGGAUCUUUGAAAUGUGCAAAAACAUGUGGCCUUUGCUCCGAUUCAAGGUAUACUUACCAACAGUACAUCCUCGAAGUCCCAGAAAACGAAACCUGCAACCGAUAUGAGCUAGCCACACUCCAAUGCCAACAUUCUUGCGAAAAAUCAUCUUCUGGGCAAGCUCGAUGCAAGUGCGAUGCUGGAUACUAUUUAUUUGCGGAUAAUAAAAGCUGCAUCGAUAUUGACGAGUGCCGUAAUGCCCGAAAAGAAGGCAAAACAUUAUGCGACGGCGGCUUUUCCCGCUGUACAAACGUACCUGGAAGCUACACCUGUUCCAUCGGAUCGACGCCAAGACCCACGACAACUAUUGGAAGAAACGCUUGUAGCUCCACUUAUUACAAAGAAAGCACAUGCUGCAAGCCGUCAACGAAUACUUGCGGAAGAAAGCCGCAGGAAAUGCAAAGUCGAAUUGUGAAUGGAGUCAUAACAGAAGCGAAGAAUUGGCCUUGGGUGGCUCAUAUUUACAUCCGAAACCGCAGCGGACAAAUCAAUGGUUGUGGGGGUGCCUUUGUUUCAGACGAUAAAGUCAUUACCGCGUACCACUGUGUCUUCGAUCAUCUCAGUCGGUAUAACGAUCUCACUGUUAUGGCUGGCGUUGACGACGGAUUUUGGGCAAGUGCAACGUCAACUGCUGGACUUGUUCCUCAAGAAUACGAAGUCACGAAUGUCAAGGCUCCUCCCGGAGCGAGUAAGCCAAGAUAUGAACAGUCUGAUAUCGCGAUCCUUACUGUCAGAAAAGUGGGAGCUCGAUCAAACAGUUUCCAAGUCACGCCAAUCUGCCUUCCUCAAGAAGAAACCCCCGCUGUUGGAAGAAACUGCUACGUAGUCGGCUAUGGUGCUGCUUCAUGGGGCGGAGCCCCGACGAUGCAGUUGAUGGAGGCAAAAGUGCCAAUCGUCAAUGACCAAACAUGCAAAAAUGAUUACGAUUCAUUCCGUAUGAAGGAGAAUUUCAACGAAGAUGUGCACAUCUGCGCUGGGUACGCGAAUGGCUACCAAGAUGCUUGCCAAGGAGAUUCUGGAGGACCUCUCAUGUGUCAACGAGAAAACAGCUGCGAAUGGUACCUCGUCGGAGUCGUCUCCUACGGCUGGAGAUGUGGGGUCAGCUAUGGUGUUUACGCAGAAGUCAACGCCUUCGCCGACUGGGUCCAUCAAAAUGUCGGAGUUCCGAAAAACCCCGCAGAGGGAAAAACCUGCGAGAUCAACUACGGCGACGAAGGCUGCGAAGCGCUCAAAUUCGACGGAAAACUUUACCAAUACGAUGCUGCUUCUGACUCUUACGUCCUGAAAGACCCAACGCUUCCAAAACAAACGUUGUUCCAGUAUUCCGAUUUUUUGAUUUUGAAGUUUGGCGAUAAGCCGUCUUCUGGGGCUGGAACUGACACGAUCGCAGCGUUUCGCAUUCCAAAGGAUCGAGUCUGCAUGUUUGACACUGAAGUUCAAUGGUACUUUACUGAUCAAUGGCUCGAAGAAGAGGACGAGUGCGAAUCAAACUCUUAUGGCGCCGUCAUCACGAACAAUCUCGGCGAAAUUUUCAACCUUUACCUGGACGAAGACAAAACAGCUUCUACUGAGAAAACGCAUUUCAAAAGUGAUACUGGCGUUACUCUUUAUUACGGCGUGUAUUCCGGCGGCGGAUAUUGGGUACUCGGCCGGAAUUAUAAUAUUCAGAUGUCGAUGUGUUACAAAACUGGAGAAAAAGAUGCGUGUAUUGAAGACCUUGGUGGAAGUGGCUGGUCGUGUUUGAACGCAGGUGGAAGCUGGGUGAAUAAUCAACAAGUUUCUAUCAGUGUUAUCGUCCCAAUCACUACUGAUGCUCCAACAGAGGAACCAGUGGUAACUGAUGUUGCCGAUCCAGUGACAACACAAGCACUUGUGACGACUGAUGGAACAACAGCAGCUCCUAGUUCUCCAACAACAAGGGCAAGUACAACGACUCCUACUACAACAACAACUACAUCAACAACUACGACAACAACUACGACAACAACGACGACAACGACGACGACGACGACCACCACCACAACAACCACUUCGACGAAAACGACAACGACAACUACUCGGACAACGACCACUCCGACAACUACAACUUCGACCACGCCAACGACGACCACGCCAACAACAACCUCGCCGACGACGACAACUCCAACAACGACAAGUCCGUCAACAACGACACCUGCUCAAGAAACGUCAGAAACUGGUCGUCUAACAUUUACAAUGAAUUCCUAUGGAAUCUAUGGAGAAUUGACGCUCACUCAAACUGAGGACGACCCAAAUAGGUUUGUUGAUGAAGCAAAGAAUGUUGUGCUGUACUACACGGAUACUUACAAAGCAUGGGCACUUGUUCCAGUCGGAAAAGACGUCUAUAAUCUGUUUUGUUAUGCAUCAACGAGUGUUAAAGAAAAUUUCGUCGACAAUAUAACAAGCAUGACUUGCAAAACUCUUCAAAAUAAUUGGGUCAGACAGGAUAUUGGCCUGGAAGUCAUCUCGUCUGGUUCUGCCAUUGUUACAACUGAAGCUGCUGUUGAAGAAUGUGAUCCUGAAUGCGAACCAUCUUUCAGCUUCGAUAUUCCCAAAUAUGGGAGAGUAACAAUGACGGAGAUUUUCGAAGGCUCAAAUGAAUAUUUUGACAACGAUAAAAACAUUUUCCUCUACUACGAUAAUAAGUACAAGUCCUGGAUUGUCGCUGAGCAGCCUAAUGAAGUAAGCAAAUUCCUCUGCUACAGUCAGAUCUUGAAAGAAGAACCGCUUCAAAAUAUGGAAGGCAACAUCAGCUGCAAGAAUCCUGCUUGGGGAAGUCCCUGGGAAGACUUCAAUUUCACAAACAAUGAAUGCCCGAGUUGUACAACGACAACGACGAGAACUUCAACUACAACCGCGACUACAACUACAACGACGGCAGCUCCUUCUGCUACGACAGGAUCAGCCGUUUCAACAAGCUCUCCAACAUCAACUUCAACUACAACCUCAACAACGACUUCAACAACAGCAACGACGACAACAACUUCUACAACAACAACGACAACGACAACAACCACUACCACUACUACCACCACCACAACAACAACGACAACCACUACGACCACGACUACAACUCCCGGCCCAGUCGAAUUCAUCUUGAAUAUCCCUGCCAGUUCCGUCCGUGGACACAAACGAUUCCGAUUUAUCGAAACCGAGGAGGAAUAUGUUUACGUCGAUGAGGACGCUCAAAUGAAGAUCUACUUCGACGUCAAUUACAUGGCUUGGGUCAUUCUCCCCCUCAAAGCUAGGAACAUCUAUUCGAUGGUCUGCUACAAUUCAAAUGUCAAUGGCGAAGGGUUCCUCGGUCGCGUCAAUUACUUACAGUGCGUUGGCGACAAUGGCAACACCUGGGAACGAGUCGAAAUUUCCCCCAUAGAGAUUGAUGCAAAUUUCGUGGAAACAACAACAUCCACAACGACGACAUCAACAACUCCGACAACAGAAGUGCCGACAACUGCUUGUACAGUCUGCGAAGAGAAAUUUAGAAUGAGCAUUCCGGGAAAAACCAUCAUUUUAAAAAAGAUUGAAGACAAUCUUUAUGAACAGACUGGAGACAAAGAUCUGGAAAUUUCAUGGCUUCCGUACUUCAAAGCCUGGGUUUUGAAGCCAAAAGGCGCCCAAGGAAUGGUUCUAACUUAG
Messenger RNA from Oikopleura dioica, 3825 nucleotides. The record is from the annotation of a GenBank genome assembly. NCBI's taxonomy places the organism in Eukaryota, Metazoa, Chordata, Appendicularia, Copelata, Oikopleuridae.